AAACCUGACCACCUGACUGACCUGACAUUUGCCUGCCCAGUGUCCAGCAGCCAUCACCCAAGCCUCCAGCAUGUCGGCGCCACCGGACAGGGAGCGAGAGCAGAAGCUCAAGUCACUCUUCUCUGACCUGGGACGCGCCACCAUGCGCGGCGUCAGAAAGUGUCCCCAGUGCGGCACGCUCAACGGCACGCGUGGCAACGCCUGCAAAAACAAAAACUGCAACGUCAAGUUCCGCGAUAAACCGCCCGAGGUCAAGUUCAAGUCGGCCUCCAAACUGCUCACAGGAAACUCACAAGAGAUGCUGUUUUCGGUGCGUGUGCGGGAGUCGGGCCCCGAGAUGCGCGGCUUUGUGCAGAUCGUCGACCCGGCCCAGAGUCUGGGCGGGGCCGCCGAACCGCCCCGCUGCCACGUCGCCUCCUGCCAAAAGUGGCGGUCCCGGCCGCGAGAUGGCAGUGACGUCCACUGCCGGCACAUCACGGCCGCGCUGCAGACGACCAACCAGGCGUCGCCGCUGAUGCUGAAGAACUCGGUGCUGAGCGGCCGGGAGGACCUGGCCGGCGUCCGGCAGCAAUUAUGGGCGCUGGCGACGGAGACGAGCGGGCCGCUGGUGCAGCGCGUCUCCCGCUGCUACCUGGUGGUCAAGUGUCGGCCGAGCCGACAGUUCCCGCUGGGUUACCUGCACGCCUACUUCUCACCCACGGCCAGCAGUAAGACCGACAAGGACCAGCGCUUCUUCUGUCCCUGCUCGUCCUUCAGGCACUCGUCGACAAACAGCGAGUCGCGCCGGUGUAUCCACGUGUACGCCUGCCUGUGCGCCUUCCUCAGCACACAGAGCCUGCGCCAGGAGUUUGACUACUUUGUCAAGCUGGACGAGCGCGCCCGGCUCAAACACAACUCGACGGUGCCCCUGCUAAGCGAGCUGGUCGAGGUGGCCGAGGCGACUGACACACUGCCCGUGCUGGACGUCAGCUCUGUGGGCGGCGCCGGCGGCGAUGACCUGUGCGAGGUCGAGGUCGAGGUGCUCGAGGAGUCGGCCAUACUGCAGGCCGCCGGGCUGCACGGCCUGGAGUACGCCGACAACCCGCUCCGUGUGGAGACCGGCGAGGACGGCGCCCUGACGCUGCAGCUGGCCGGCCGACCCUCUGAGCGUGCCCCCUCGGCGCUCCAGCUGGAGCUGCACCCGGUCCCGCCGGAGCCGCCGACCGACGAGGGCGCCCGCCGCGCCGCCGCCGCUGCUGACCGGCAGACGCGCGCCGCGGUGCCCGAGACAGAGCUCUCAUCGUCCUUCUACGACUGGCUGGGAGGUGUCACAGAGCGCAUCAACCAGACGAUGCACUACCAGUGUAACGGCCGGCCCGACCCGCUCGUCUUCCACGUGCCGCACACGUUUUUCAACGCUUUGAAGGAGCGUAUCGCGUUCGGCGUGAAGAAGCGCCGACUGCCGAACCAUGUGACGACGUUCGUGAGGACGGACGUGCCGCCGCUGGGCAGCUUCACCAAGUUCACCUGGCACAUCACCAACAUCCUGCACGUCAAGUCCAUCUUCGACGGGCCAGAGAUAACGCUGAACAUCACGCGCAGUUUCCAGUACAGCUCGGACACGGGCCGGUACACGGAGCACGUACCGACGGAGGCGGAAACGACGCCUCAGCCGCUCUCCCACGGGCCCUACAUCAAACCGCAGCAGUACAAAACCGUGCUCCGAGUCGGGUGCAUAUCGGCGCAGCAGCAACAGCCGACGCCGUUCAUCAUCGAGUGGGUGCCGGCCGUGCUGCCGCAGUCUCAGGUGGGCGAGUUGCGGCUCCAGUUUCAGUUUGUGCACCAGCGCAACGGCCAGCUGGUCGACCCGCCGCAGCUCGUCUUCUGAGAGACGUGGCACGUCUCGGAAAGAGACGGGUCGUCUUAGUACUCCAGACAUGACAAUGCUGAGUACGUGGUUGAUGGAGAAACUAUCAAAGUUGUGUCGAAGAAAUUAACAAUGAAUGGGCAUUGGCCAGUGUCUUGACAACAGCAAAAUAUUGCUUAGGAGCAAUAAUGGCGAAACGGUGCCGAAUUAUUUGCCGGAUGGCCUUGGGCUGUAUCCGGGCCGGCCCAAACGUCGCCUUAUAUGGUCUGGUGCUCGGCAGAGUAUCGUGUUUUGUUCGCUCGUGCCUGGAGGCCACCGUUGCGGGGUGGGGGUCGCCGCCCUGCCUCCGGCGAGUAAACAGACUGGAGCACGACCCGUCGCUCGUGGGUGGACGGGUGCCGCCGCGACCGCCGGCUUUGGGCCACCUGAGCGGCGUGCCGGCCGGCCGGGGGGGGGAGGUCUCUAGUGCCUCCAGCCCUGCCUCCGGCGAGUAAACAGACCGGGGCACGACCCAGCGCUCGUGGGUGGACGGGUGCCGCCGCGACCGCCGGCUUUGGGCCACCUGAGCGGCGUGCCGGCCGGCCGGGCGGGGGAGGUCUCCAGUGGCGGGCGCCGUGCCGACUCAGCGGAGCAGCGCUGUUCCUACGCCCCAGAGCCGGGCGCGUACCGUGCCCUCCCCCGGAGUGGGGAGGGGGCGCUGUUACCCGCCGGGAGUGCUUUGGAGCGCUCCGCGGGGAAGGUCACGGCUCGGCUCUCCGGAGGAGGGCACGGUGUCGCCGUCUGGGCGGUAAGGCGAGCAGUCUGCUGACGGAGGGACGCGCCGCGACACCGACCCCCUGACCACCGGCGAGAGUUCCCACGGAUAUCGAGCGAAACCGAGCCGAGGUCAAGUCAUGUUCGGCGACUGCCCGGUAACUGGAAAUCCCAGAAGAUUUAUCCGAUCUCGUUUGUUUUGUCAGAGUUUGCGGGAAGGCCAAUGCGUAGCCGAGUUUUGUACAAAGUUUGUCUCGAAGAGAGUGACUAGUUUCGUUGUUAUAGUGUGAUAUUUUGUUUGUUGUGCCAGUAUUUCUUGCUAACCUCAAUACCUAUGCGUGUUUGUCGUGUUUUGAACGCCACUAAUGAUAUGCCGCCUGACAUGACAGUGACUACGAGUACACCACCGUCGGGCCUGCUGUCUGGCUACGUGCCUCCUCGUAUACCUGCUGCAGUUUGUAGGAGCGCGGUAUGUGACCGUGUGUAGUGGGCGUGACUUGUGAGUGCUGUGCUGUCGCCGAAAAGAUACCCUCCGCCCCUCCCCCUCCCAAUGAGAUAUCUGUGUCGUCCGACGACACCCCUGCGCUGACUGCCCCCCUCCCACCCCCACGCCCUCAUGUCUCUCUUUCCUGAGAUCUCUGUGUCGGGCUACUUCCCCUGCGCUAUCCCCUCUCACCCAUAUCUCCCACUCCUGUCGACCUAACGGUCUGGGCUGUGAUAGGUUAUGGCAGCACUAAACGGCUGGUAACUCAGUGCGAAGUGUUUGAGUUUGAGAAUUGUUUGAUGAAUACACGCCAAUGAUUGA
This is a messenger RNA of Amphibalanus amphitrite, 3404 nucleotides long. RefSeq lists its product as uncharacterized. Bases 71 to 1867 code for a protein of 598 amino acids. The transcript is spliced from 11 exons. The record is from RefSeq and is a predicted model, not a curated record. Gene Ontology annotation, cellular component: nucleus. Lineage: Eukaryota; Metazoa; Arthropoda; Thecostraca; Balanomorpha; Balanidae.